Hirsutella rhossiliensis is the source of this 1194-nucleotide messenger RNA. Its product is annotated as 3-carboxymuconate cyclase. Lineage: Eukaryota; Fungi; Ascomycota; Sordariomycetes; Hypocreales; Ophiocordycipitaceae. The coding region runs from base 1 to 1194 and encodes 397 amino acids. The transcript has 2 exons. The record is from RefSeq and is a predicted model, not a curated record. Gene Ontology annotation, molecular function: protein binding.
AUGAAGUUCCUCAACCUCGCUGUCUUUGCGGCCACGACGGCUUUCGCAGCGCCCCAAAUUGGGACCCAAGUCGAGAGUUCCAAGCGGACGCUCUACUUUCUCGAUAGCGACCCGAAAGGCGCGUCUAUUGUUGCAAUACCGAUUGGAGAAGACGGCCGCUUGCAGAGCAUGAACGCCACAGGCGUGGUGCGGACGCCCACUGGCGGCAGGGGAGGAAUCGGCAUGGGCAUGAACGGGACUGUCAGCGUCGACCCUCUGUUCUCGCAAGACUCGGUAGUGGUCAAGGGCAGCCGGCUCUUCACCGUCAACGCCGGCAACAACACAUUGUCACGGUUCUACAUUCCCCAAAACGAUCCCUUGCACCCGAAGCUCGUGGGCAAGCCCGUGGCGACGGGUGGCGAGUUCCCCAACACGGUGGCCUAUUCGGAAAAGAACCAACUUGCCUGCGUCGCCAACACAGGCAAGAAGGCGGGCGUUCAGUGCUUCCGCGUUCCCGAGUGCGACCAGCUCGAGCCGGUGGGCGAUUUCAUGCCGCUGCCCAUCAACCAGACGAGCCCUCCCAUGGGCCCGGCAAACACGGUGUCCGACAUCGUCUUCAACCCGUCUGAGUCGGCUCUUUUUGUCAGCGUCAAGGGUGACGGCAUGGGCAAGGGAUACCUCUACGCGUAUCGAGUGAACAAGGGCGAGGUGGACCCGAAGCCCAUCAUUUCACGCCCCGAGGAGCUGCGUCUCGACUUCUCCCUGUCCUUCUUGUCCGACUCGGACGCUGUCAUUACGGAUCCGGCGUACGGAGCCUCGCGGCUGUCCAUCUCGCCCGACCUUUCCGUCAGCGUCACCAACAACGUUACGAUCCCCGGACAGACGGCCACCUGUUGGUCCGUCUACUCGCCCGAAUUUCAAGCCGUCUACGUGUUCGAUGGUGCGUCGCCCAACGUCACAGCCCUUUCGCCCGAGACGGGCGACAUCAAGUUUGUCGUCCCAGGAGAGCAGCGCGGCAUGGGCUCCUUUGAUGCCGUUGCCGAGCGCUCCUGGCUCUAUGUCCUCCAGGCCAGCCCAGCCAUUGCCGUGUUCGACCUCAAGGCCUCCGAGGGCGACAAGGCCAUGCCCAGAAUCACUCAGUACCUAGACCUGGCCUCUCUCGGUAAUGGCACUGACAGGUCGUCAUGGAUUGGACUGGCCGUCUACUCCGGUUGA